This is a messenger RNA of Striga asiatica, 1071 nucleotides long. The record is from the annotation of a GenBank genome assembly. NCBI's taxonomy places the organism in Eukaryota, Viridiplantae, Streptophyta, Magnoliopsida, Lamiales, Orobanchaceae.
AUGCAGGGGACAAAGGUUUCUGCGGUGGCUUAUAACGCUGUUAUCGACGAAUUUGCUGAACUUCUUAUGCCAUACAAAAGGUACUACCUCACUGGAGCAAAGGUACGCCCCGAGGUUCCUUUGUAUCAAGUUGGUGAUUACAAGUACAAUUGGCUUAUAAAUACAAGAACUUACGCCGAAGAAUACCAAGAAGCCAUACCUCCACAGCUGCCAUGCCUAAUUGAUGUCCAUGCCUUUGCAAACAUACACAAGUAUGCUGACACAGAUAACCCAAGAAAAUACAGAAAUACGGAUAAGCUCAUCCCAAUGCCCGAAGUGACUGAUGUUAAUACUGUUGCAAAUGCUUUGGCCUCAAUCAGAUAUCUGCCGAGAAGAUCUCAUGUAGAAGCAAGGUGCCGAUUGCCAGUGGCAAUUGAAGAUAAAACUGGAACCAUAUAUGCAAUAAUAUAUGGUGCUGAUGCAGAACAAUUAAUCCCUUACAAUGGCAAUCAGCUUUAUGAGGCAGACCAACAGUCACAGCACCAAGUCACCUGCUUCAUUAAAUAUUCUGAGGCGGCUCAUCACACAAUAAUCAAGCUUUACAUUGGUGAAAUGAUGAUAGUGCAAGAAAAUAUAGCUAAUCCAAAAUCAGCUGACAAGGAGCCCUCCACAUCCACACCAUCAAAGAAAUUGUACUCACUGUGCUCGAGAAAGCGCGGGGUAUCGGUGCCGUCGGGUUUCGGGUGGAUUUUUCCGGUUUGUGCUUCAGUUGAUUCGCAUCUGCAACCGAUGUGUUUGCUGAGGCACGUCAGCCGAUCAGGAGACUCAAUUAUCGAACAAGCAGGCGAUGUUGAAAGAGCUAAGGCUUAUUUUGAUAAAGCUGCUAAAGUCGAUCCCAAUGUCUGGGCCUUAACCUUCUGGAAACGAUUGAGCAGAGAAUUAGGAACCACCAUGUUGUGUGCUAUGGUUCUUCUGAUGUACAACUAUUCACACCAAGCACUAAGGUUUGUCUCGAAGAAAUUGAAAGCGGUUUUACGAACACAGAUAUACAAGUUGCCGUUAACCACUCACAGCACAGCACAGCGCUUUUAA